Messenger RNA from Gekko japonicus, 4380 nucleotides. RefSeq names its product sushi, nidogen and EGF-like domains 1 (gene SNED1). NCBI's taxonomy places the organism in Eukaryota, Metazoa, Chordata, Lepidosauria, Squamata, Gekkonidae. The coding region runs from base 1 to 4344 and encodes 1447 amino acids. The record is from RefSeq and is a predicted model, not a curated record. The transcript is spliced from 33 exons. Gene Ontology annotation, molecular function: calcium ion binding; protein binding. Gene Ontology annotation, cellular component: plasma membrane; protein-containing complex. Gene Ontology annotation, biological process: establishment or maintenance of epithelial cell apical/basal polarity; cell-matrix adhesion; heterophilic cell-cell adhesion.
AUGCGAGGCCCGUCCGGCUGGAUGGUGCUGCUGGCGCUCGGCAGCUGGCUCCGGCUGCGGGCGAAGGGCGCCGUGCCUCUGGCUGACUUCUACUCCUUCGGGCCGGCACAGGGAGACGCGGCCACCCCGCAGCAGGACGACGGCGGCUCUGGGCUCCGGCCCAUCGCCGUGAAGUUCCCCUUCUUCGGCGCGGCUCACACGGCGCUCUACGUAAACAACAAUGGAAUCAUCUCCUUUCUGAGAGAGGUGUCCCAAUUUACACCAGUAGCUUUCCCCAUCUCAAAUGAUCGACGUGUAGUUGCAGCUUUCUGGGCUGAUGUAGAUAAUCGGCGUGCAGGAAAAGUAUACUACCGGGAAACCAGGGACCAAGCCAUCUUGGAGAAAGCCACUAAGGACAUCUGGCAAUAUUUCCCAGAAUUUCCAGAGUUCUCUGCCCAGUGGGUAUUUAUAGCCACUUGGUACCAGGUCACCUUCUUUGGAGGAAAUUCACAUUCUCCAGUAAAUACUUUCCAGAUAGUCCUCAUCACUGACGGGAUGCUGUCCUUCACUGUCUUCAACUAUGAGUCAGUCACCUGGACCACUGGCAUGCAUGCCAGCAGCGGGGGAAAUUCAGCAGGCCUGGGAGGCAUUGCGGCCCAGGCAGGUUUCAAUGCCGGUGAUGGAAAACGGUAUUUUAACAUCCCCGGAUCCCGCACUGAUGACAUUGUUGACGUGGAGAUGACGACAAAUGUGGGUAUCCCCGGGCGCUGGGUGUUCAGAAUCGAUGAUGCCCAGGUGCAAGUGGGGGGCUGCAACAACACAACUUCUGUGUGUCUGACACUCCGCCCUUGUCAGAAUGCAGGAAAGUGUAUUGAGGACUGCAUCACAGGGAACCCCUCCUACUCCUGUUCUUGUCUGGCUGGUUUCACUGGAAAGCGAUGCCAUAUUGAUGUGGAUGAAUGCGCUUCUAAUCCAUGUCAGAACAAAGGCUCUUGUAUUGAUGGCAUCAACAGCUUCAGGUGUUCGUGUCCGCAAGGAUUCAAAGGGAUCACAUGUGAAAUUGAGGAAUCUCCAUGUGAAGCCAAAGAAUGCCUGAAUGGUGGGGAAUGCCAGGCAGCAAACAGAACAGCUAUGUGCCUGUGCCAGCCAGGCUAUACUGGAGAAGAUUGUGAGACAGAGAUAAAUGAAUGCGAGUCCAACCCAUGCCUGAAUGGUGGGCAAUGUAUGGACCUGGUGGACAAUUACACCUGUGUGUGUGUGGCGCCAUUCACAGGACAACGCUGUGAAACAGAUCCUUCAGCCUGUGAGGGCAGGAACUGCAGGAACCGGCAGACGUGCAACUACAUCCGCCCAGGGCGCUACAUCUGCACAUGCUCUCCAGGCUACUAUGGGAACAACUGUCAGUUUGGUGGGCCCAGAAUGCCCAGUGCGUGUAUCUCCAAUCCAUGCCAGAAUGAGGGCACUUGUCUUGAAACGAGUCAAGGCUACAUGUGUGAAUGUCUUGAGGGAUAUUCAGGUCCUGAUUGCAGAGACAAGCUUUCAGAGGACUGCGAGUGUCGGAAUGGGGGAAAGUGCCUAGAUGGAAACAGCACUGUAUGCCAAUGCCCACUAGGAUAUUUUGGUCUUCUCUGUGAAUUGGAAGUGACUGCUACACCUUGCAGUAUGAACACCCAGUGCCCAGAUGGAGGUUAUUGUAUGGAGUACGGAGGCAGUUACCUGUGUGUGUGCCAUACAGAUUAUGGCACUAACCACACUGUGCCACCAUCUCCCUGUGACUCAGACCCUUGCCUGAAUGGUGGAUCAUGCGAAGCUCAGGAUGACUCCUACACCUGUGAAUGCACCCGGGGGUUCAUCGGCAGACACUGUGAGAAAGCAAGGCCAAAGCUGUGCAGUUCUGGGCCCUGCCGCAAUGGAGGGACAUGUAAGGAAUCAGAUGGUGAAUACCACUGCACCUGUCCCUAUCGCUUCACGGGAAAGCACUGCGAGAUAGGUAAACCUGAUCCCUGUGCUUCUGGCCCUUGUCAGAAUGGGGGCACCUGCUUCCACUACAUCGGCAAGUACAAAUGUGACUGCCUCCCUGGAUAUUCCGGACGACACUGCGAAAUAACCCCUUCUCCUUGCCUCUUGAAUCCAUGUGAACAUGGAGCCACUUGUAAGGAUCUUGGCAACAGCUACAUCUGCUCAUGUCCAGCUGGCUACACAGGAAGACACUGUCAGUCAGAGGUAGACUGUGGUAUCCCCAAUCAGAUAAAGCAUGCUCAGGUGGCAUUUAACUCUACUAAGAUGGGAUCUCUGGCAGAGUAUCAGUGUGAUCUUGGCUACACGUUGAGUCCCCACAGCAACCCCAGGAUUUGCAGAGAACAAGGUGCCUGGAGUGACCCUCCAGAGUGUAAUGAAAUUGAUGAAUGCAGAUCCCAGCCAUGCCUGAAUGGGGGCUCAUGUAAAGAUCGAAUAGCUGCUUUCCUGUGCUUAUGCAAAGCUGGCUACACAGGACACCACUGUGAGUUGGAGAUUGAUGAGUGUCAGUCAGACCCCUGCAAGAACAGCGGAAUCUGUAAAGAUCUGCCAGGUUCAUUUAUCUGUCAUUGUCCUGAGGGCUUCAUUGGAACCCAGUGUGAAACGGAAGUGGAUGCCUGUGAAUCAAACCCAUGUCGGAAUGGAGGAGAAUGUGAAAAUUACAGUGGUUCCUACCUGUGUGUCUGCCCGGAGGGCUUCUUUGGCUACCACUGUGAAAUAGCUAGUGACCCUUGUUUCUCCAACCCGUGUGGGAGCAGAGGCUACUGUCUUCCCAGCAAUGGAUCUCACAACUGCACCUGCAAAGCGGGCUACACUGGCAAGAACUGUGAGAAAGAGCUGCUGCCACCAACGUCACUAAAGGUGGAAAGAGGGGAGGAGACUGGGCUGUCAAUCUCUUGGCGCCCUCCCAAGGACCAAACCGCCAAGAAUAUGAUUGAUGGCUACGCCGUGACGUACGUAUCCUUCGACGGCUCUUACCGCAGGACUGAUUAUGUGGACCGAAGUCGUGCUGCCCACCAAUUGCGGGCACUAGCCUCCGGCAAAGUCUACAAUAUUUCUGUCUUUUCAGUCAAACGCAACUUGAACAACAAGAAUGAUAUCAGCAAGCCCGUCAUGCUCGUCACUCGUACUAGGCCUCGCAAGGUGGAGGGAUUUGAGAUUGCCAAUGUGACUGCCACAACCAUUACUGUACAAUGGGCACUCCACAGGCUCAAACACUCCUCAGUGAGCAGGGUGCGUUUGUCCAUACGCCAGCCAGAAGAUGCGGAGGACCAUGCUGCAGAAGUAAACAAUACUGUGACCAAGUACACAUUCUGGGACCUACAGCCAGGGCAGAAGUAUAUUAUCCAUGUGUGGACCUUGAGUGGCCUGAGUCCUGAAGACCAUCCUGCUGAGAGCUUUACUACGGCACCCCUCUACAUAUGGACUCGCCCUCUUCCUCCUAGGAACCUGACUGCAUCUAGAAUCACUGCUACCUCUGUUCAUAUGAUAUGGGAACAGCCCCUGGUUGGCUCAGGGGAAGGAUAUAUCAUCAAUGAAACCACCAGUCAGAGCGUGAAGAGCCGCUAUGUGCCCAAUGGAAAGCUGACCUCCUACACUGUGCGUGACCUGAAACCAGGGCAAAGAUAUCGCUUAUCUGUGACCGCUGUUCAGAACACAGAUCAGGGUCAAGUGACCAGUGAACCUGCCCAUCUCUACAUUACAGCCUUGCAGAAGGAUGGUACUCCAGAAAGGCGCUGGAGCCAAACAGGACAUCCUCGAGUACUGAGAAAUCGGGUCCCCCCAGCAUACUUGCCAGAUUUGCGCCUGCUUGCAGAUCACAACACCCCAGAGGAGCCUUCACAAGCACCUAGGUUUACAGAGCUGGUGGAUGGCAGGGGAAGGAUCACCACUAAAUUUAGCAGCUCACCAAGUAGACAUGUCACUGUGAGAACACAACCUGAUGCUCCAAAGAAAGUGGAAGACAACAUAGAAGAAUCCACCAAUCAAGCCAGCCUGGCACUGCAGCUAUCAGAGCCCGAGAGCAGCAAAAAAGAAAAUGACAAGCAGAACUGUUCCAUAAACUUCUGCAAGAAUGGGGGUACCUGUGUCACUGGCUCAGAGUCCUACCACUGUGAUUGUAAUCCUGGAUACAAAGGCAGACACUGUGAACUCGCCUGCAAGAAGGUGCCUCACUCUUGUACUCGGCUCUAUUCAGAAACCAAGUCCUUUCCAGUCUGGGAAGGAGGUGUCUGCCAUUACUUAUACAAGCGGGUCUACAAAGUCCACCAGGAUGUCUGCUACAAGGAGAGCUGUGAGAGUACGGUUCCAAAUAAAGCAGUCAGCAGGAAACAAAGUAACAGACACUGAAGAAACCAUAUAGAUCCAAAACCAUCAGUAUUUCUG